GCCCCCUCUAGCUCUCCCCCUCUCGUCCGCCAUUUGCUGAGGGGUACCAAAACUCCAAAAUUUCUAGGCCUCUCCACGCCUAUACUACCGUCAACAUGGAGUUUGAAAGAUUAAAGCUAUCUCUCUUUCUUCAGCAGCCGAGGAUGGGAAUUAAAUAGAGAGAGAGAGAAGAGAGAGAGAGAGAGAGAGAGAGAAAGUUGGACUGAGGACUCUUUCUACAGUCGAAGAUAAUGUUGAAAACGCGAAAUUAUGAUGCUGAUGGGUUUAUACUAAGAGCUGCCUGUGUGUGUGUCGACCCAGACGAGAGGCAGGUGCUGUUAGUGUCAUCUAGAAGGGAUUCACGCCUUUGGAUAGUACCAGGAGGCGGGGUAGAAGAAGGAGAGGGGACCCAAGAUGCGGCCCUGCGGGAGGUACGAGAAGAAGCCGGGGUUAACGGAUACAUAACAAGGACUCUCGGUGUUUUUGAGAAUCCCGAAAGACGACAUCGGACAAGCGUUUACCAGCUUGUAGUGAAAGACUUACUACAAGACUGGGACGAAGCUAGAGACUUUGGGAGACGAAGGCAAUGGUUUACUAUCGAAGAGGCUGUCCAGGAACUAGCCAAACACAAGCCUAUCCAAUCACACUAUCUUGACCUACUACUCCUAUCAACUACUACUACUACUACUACUACUACUACUACUACUACUACUACUACUGCUGGUGGUGGUGGUGAUGGUGCGAUAGUCGAGUUAGGGAUGUGUACUAUUCCAGUGACUACUACUACUACUACUACUACUAUUUCUAGUCAUUGUAUAUGUGAUAGUAGUAGUAAUAGUAGUAGUAGUAGUAGUAGUAGUAGCAGUAGUCUGUUCCCCACUACUACUACUACUACUACUACUACUACUACUACUACUACUACUACUACUACUACUACUGCUGCUACUACUACUACUACUACUACUACUCCACCACCAUCACCACCUCGCCAUAACUAUCACAAUCUCUUUCUUCCGUCCCAGUUACAAUAGUUGUUAAAUAAUUGUUGUUGUUGUUGUUGUUAUUAUUAUUAUUAUUAUUAUUAUUAUUAUUAUUAUUAUUAUUAUUAUCAUUAUUAUUUAUUAUUAUUAUUAUUUAUCUUCAUUUCUCUUCCUCUUCCUCCUUCGUAUUAUUAUUAUUAUUAUUAUUAUUAUUGUGUGACUUAAAUAAUAAUGUAAUUAAUUA
Molecule: messenger RNA, 1203 nt
Organism: Scylla paramamosain (green mud crab)
Lineage: Eukaryota; Metazoa; Arthropoda; Malacostraca; Decapoda; Portunidae
Product: diphosphoinositol polyphosphate phosphohydrolase 1-like
Exons: 6
Coding region: 231-1010 (259 amino acids)
Biological process (GO): diadenosine hexaphosphate catabolic process; adenosine 5'-(hexahydrogen pentaphosphate) catabolic process; diphosphoinositol polyphosphate metabolic process
Cellular component (GO): nucleus; cytoplasm
Molecular function (GO): endopolyphosphatase activity; bis(5'-adenosyl)-hexaphosphatase activity; diphosphoinositol-polyphosphate diphosphatase activity
Source: RefSeq, a predicted model, not a curated record